Drosophila busckii is the source of this 1651-nucleotide messenger RNA. It is a transcript of the gene mdu, whose product is annotated as probable serine/threonine-protein kinase DDB_G0267686. The transcript is spliced from 3 exons. Bases 64 to 1473 code for a protein of 469 amino acids. The record is from RefSeq and is a predicted model, not a curated record. NCBI's taxonomy places the organism in Eukaryota, Metazoa, Arthropoda, Insecta, Diptera, Drosophilidae.
ACAUCUGUUGGUAAUCGGAGAUGCUUCCUGCUUGCGCCCACACACAUAUUCACCCUGUUUUGCAUGUUCUUUUGCAGAAAAGUGAUCCGUUUACACGCAUACAGGAAGAAAUCAAUUAUUAACCCUGUUUUGUCUGUUCUUUUGCAGAAAAUUGAUCCGCUGACACGCAUCCAGGAAGAAAUCAAGGAGGUGGUGCGACGCGAAGAGGAAUAUCGUCAGCUGGCAGCGCUGGCCUCACCGCCAAUUGUCAAUAACAAAGUAGCCGCCGAGCCUUUUGAGGCCUUUGCACCAGAUGCCGCUGAAGAUGGCGUGGUCACUGCCCAACCAGCAACAGCGCUGCUGGCGCCCAUUGAUGAGCAAUCAUUGUCACUGGCAAGCAGUGUCAAUAGUCAACGCGAUAAGGAGGAGAGCCUGGACGAGCACCAUUCCGAUGAUUCUGGUAUUUCGGCUUCAUCGCUUAAGAUUAACAACAACAACAAGAACACUUUGUCGGGCAGCAAGCAACCACUUAAGCUGACCAUUGUGGGACGCCAGGAGCAGCGUUAUAUUGGACCCAAUUGCUAUAACUUGACGCCAGAGCCGCCGCAGCAGAAGCUUAUGUCAUCAACCCGCAGCGUGCCGACGCCGACAUCAUCGCAGCUUUUGCAGCGUCAAUUUGCCUUUAGCGGAAUGCAGACCAAGGGCGUCAUGCAACGAUUUAUUGCUUCGCAUGGCAAAGUGCAGCCUACAGCUCCGCCUCUAACACCGUUGCUCUUGUCGCCGGCUGGCGUUAACAACAACAGCAACAUGAACAAUAACAACAACAGCAGUCCAACUUUGAAGUUAAAUGCACGCAAUGCUUUAGCUUUUCUUGGUACGGAUGCUACCGCUGUCAACAACAACAACAUUAACACUAUGAAUAAUAACAACAACAUGAGCAUUACCAAUAACAACAACAACAAUAUGCUCUCUCAGGGCGCCAUUGAGCGCGACUCGGAGGGACGGCCGCUUCGUCGUGGCUAUGUCCCUGUUGAACAGAAGAUUCAACGUGAGCUCCAGGAUCUAAAGAGUCGCGAGUCCGAGCUCAAGCGUCUGCGCAAGUUGAACAGGCAGCACCAGCAGCAACUGACCACAGAAGAAGAAGCCGCCGUAGAUGCUGAUGACGAUGAUGACGACGACGAUGAAUCUGAGGUGGAGCACUGCUAUGGUCCUGGCAAGUUGCGCAAUGCCCAGUCAUCGAUGGAGCUAGAUAGAGAAAGCAACGACCUGGAACUGAUGGGCCAUAAAUCUGCCGGUAAUCGUAGCCUGAAUGUCGCCGCUGUUAUUGCCAAUGGUCUGUCCAAUUCCGGUUCAAGCUCUGGCAUGCGUCCGGCCAUGUCCUUGGCACAGCUCUGUGAUCUGACGCCGGAGGAGGCUCCAUCGUCGCAUCGUCUGAUCGCCCAGUGGGAGAGUUUGAUCAAGAAGAACGCCGAGAGCGUUGAGGCGGCCAUUUAAGUGAGGGUCGCUACCAAAGCACACCAAAUUAUUAUUAUAAUCCCCUUAGAUUACCAAGUACUUAAACACGCAUGAUGUUCCCUGCUAAAAUGAAUGUAAUUUUUUUGUUUUGUGUUUUUUUUUUUGCUCGUUUUCGAAAUGGAAAUGUUUUUGUCAACGAAUUUUGUUUAAAUGUGCA